UUCCCAGCAAGCAUUACACAACACUGCACUGACUUCUAAGGCAAAAAUUCAUAUUUUUUAUAAAUAUGUUGCGUCAAACGCUUCGUCAUGCGCCCGCCACCCAUUGGUGUCGGCAAAUGUCCGUGGUGGCCAAGUCCUUGAAAUAUACCCAACACGGAGAGCCCCAAGAUGUCCUGCAGCUUGUCGAGGACAAGCUGGCCGAUCCCAAGGAUAAGCAAGUGCUGGUGAGGAUUUUGGCGGCUCCCAUCAAUCCCGCGGACAUUAAUACCAUUCAAGGCAAAUAUCCCGUCAAGCCAAAAUUUCCAGCCGUGGCCGGCAAUGAGUGCGUAGGCGAGGUCAUCUGUGUCGGUGAGAAUGUCAAGGGCCUGCAGGCGGGGGAACACGUUAUCCUGCUGGCCACCGGUCUGGGGACCUGGACAACGCAUGGCAUUUACAAUCAGGAUCAGCUUAUGACCGUGCCCAAAAAAGUCGGCUUGGCAGAGGCGGCCACCGUCACUGUCAAUCCGUGCACUGCCUAUCGCAUGCUAAAGGACUUUGUAAAACUGUCGCCGGGCGACACGGUCAUACAGAACGGAGCCAACAGCGCUGUGGGACAGGCUGUCCACCAAUUGUGCCGUGCCUGGGGCAUCAAUAGCAUUGGCAUUGUCCGCGACCGCCCGGAGAUAUGUGAGCUGAAGCAACAGUUGGAGUGCCUGGGUGCCACGGCGGUGCUAACAGAGGCAGAGGUUCGCACCAGCGACAUCUUCAAAACAGGGAAAGUGAAGCGCCCCAAGCUGGCUUUUAAUUGUGUGGGCGGCAAAAGCGCCACGGAAGUGUCGCGCCAUCUGAAUGACAGCGGCGUUAUGGUUACCUACGGUGGCAUGUCCCGGGAGCCAGUUACGGUGGCUACUGGGCCACUCAUUUUCAAAGAUAUUGCAUUUAGAGGCUUCUGGAUGACGCGCUGGUCCAAGGAGAACUACAAUGCACCCGAACGCAAACAAAUGUUCAAGGAAAUAUUCGAGCUAAUGGAGCAGGGGAAAUUCGUGGCUCCCACCCAUGAGAUGGUGCCCCUGGAUAAGUUCAAGGACGCCGCAGCAGCAGCUCUCAACUUCAAGGGAUUCACCGGCAAGAAGUUCAUCCUAGACAUGAGCAAUUAAUUAGAUUUACUGAGGCUUAGCCUUUCGCUUUAUUGUAUACUACACAUGACCGUAUAUAUGUGGAGAAAAUUUGUUGUCUCUUGUGAUUGAA
Molecule: messenger RNA, 1227 nt
Organism: Drosophila obscura
Lineage: Eukaryota; Metazoa; Arthropoda; Insecta; Diptera; Drosophilidae
Product: enoyl-[acyl-carrier-protein] reductase, mitochondrial
Exons: 2
Coding region: 66-1136 (356 amino acids)
Biological process (GO): fatty acid metabolic process
Cellular component (GO): mitochondrion
Molecular function (GO): trans-2-enoyl-CoA reductase (NADPH) activity
Source: RefSeq, a predicted model, not a curated record